This is a messenger RNA of Pipistrellus nathusii (Nathusius's pipistrelle), 990 nucleotides long. The record is from the annotation of a GenBank genome assembly. Lineage: Eukaryota; Metazoa; Chordata; Mammalia; Chiroptera; Vespertilionidae.
AUGCAGCCGCCCCCGCUGCCGGUGCCCGGGCCCCUGGCCCUGCUGGACACCACAGAAGGGUUUGGGAGAAGAAAGAAGACUUCCCUCUGGUUUGUGGGGUCACUGCUUGUGGUGUCUGUCUUCAUCCUGACCAUCGGCCUCGCUGCCACCACCAGGACGGAGAAUGUGACCGUGGGGGGCUACUACCCAGGGAUCAUUCUGGGCUUUGGAUCUUUCUUAGGAAUUAUUGGCAUCAACCUGGUGGAGAAUCGAAGGCAAAUGCUGGUGGCAGCCAUUGUGUUUAUCAGCUUCGGCGUGGUGGCCGCCUUCUGCUGUGCCAUCGUGGACGGCGUGUUUGCCGCUCGGCACAUAGAGACAAGACCCCUCACCACGGGAAGAUGCCAGUUCUACUCCAGUGGGGUGGGAUACUUGCCCGACGUCUACCAGACGGAGGUUACCUGUCACUCCCUGAAUGGCAAGUGCCAGCUGAAGGUGAAGAGCAACACCUGCUAUUGCUGUGACCUCUACAACUGCCAAAGCACCGAGUACUCUCCCACCUACUACGAGUUCGUGGGCGUGAGCGGCUGCCACGACGUGCUCCACCUCUACCGGCUGCUCUGGGCCUCGAUGGUGCUCAACGUGCUGGGCCUGUUCCUGGGCAUCGUCACGGCGGCGGUGCUGGGGGCCUUCAAGGACAUGGUCCCUCUGUCCCAGCUGGCCUACAGACCCUCCGCUCCACCUCAGAUCCUCUACAACCCCGCCCAGCAGAUCCUGGCCUACUCCGGCUUCUGCCCAGCACCGGCAACCCUCCCCACCUGCUCGUCCUACCCUCUGCCUCUCCAGCCGUCCAGCAGCUUCCCAGCCUCGUCCUCCACUGACCUCUCUCUGUCUGAGGACACGCAGCCUCCGUCCCAGUCCAGCUCCAGCUUCGGGCUCCCGCCCAACGCCCCGCCUCUCUAUGCUCCAGCCCCUUUCCUCCCCGGCGAGAAGCCUCCCCCCUACGCCCCAUGA